UUCUCUAUUGUUGCAUUGGUUCUGACGCUCGCUUCCUUCACGUUUAUCAAAAGUCGACUGCAAGAAAUCAGUGUGGCUACGUCGCGUUCGGCGAUCAAACGUUGGGACGGUUAUAUCGUUGCUCAAAUCGUCAUAUGGACCGCAACAUGCGUGCUACACGGGUUCCUUUUUUCGACACCACUAUGGCGGAACCGAUCCGAAGAAGUCCUCCGAGCUAUUCCUUAUCCCCGCGACUCAAUCAUGUCCGAAGUUCGAAAAUCGGAGCAGACUACGAGCAUGCACAAUUUCGAACCUACGCAACCUUCCUCUCCACUGGCGUCAAUGCCUGCUUCGGGACAAUCAUCGCAAUCUCUUAAGAAUUGGAAGGGCUCGCUUCAUGAGGUCGUACGACCAAUGACGUCCCGCACAAAGCUCGUCAGCCGCUCCUCAUACAGUCGGGACUCCCAAAGCAUCUGCUCGGACUCCAACUCUAUGGACAAUAUUUCCCACUCCGAUGGCUUCGACUCAUGGGACACAAGCAGCGUUUCUAUUCAGGCACGGGAAGUGGUAGCUCAAACCGCACCCUCGAGGCGCACCGUUCUAGAACCGAUUCCAGGGAGCCGACCGGCCUCUCCGGCUCAAGCACUCGACGGUCCUUUUCCUCUGGAGAUGCAUCUUGAUGAAGAUGGCAUCCUUGCCCCACCUCCCAAACUAUUACCGGAUAUUUCACGCCCCCCGAGCCCUGUGGUGAAUGAAGGACAUAUCCACCCGUUGUUCCGCUCUGAGAGUCCUCAUCCACCAGAAGUUCUGACCCCGGGAACGAGCAUCGAGGCGUCUCCUCUUAGCACGCAGAUGUUGGCAAUGGCUUCCCGGCCAUACAAUCACAUGCGGUCCCACAGUCAGACGGGUAGCCCCAGCAUGCGGAACCAGAGCUUCCGGGGGCGGGCUGUGAGCGCUGAGAGAUCACGGAGUUCAUCGCCUCCUAGCCGAGAGAUGACUCCACCAAUUCCUGACUUUGUGCUGAACCCUUCCGCUAGGAGCAGCACGAGC
Molecule: messenger RNA, 1029 nt
Organism: Westerdykella ornata
Lineage: Eukaryota; Fungi; Ascomycota; Dothideomycetes; Pleosporales; Sporormiaceae
Exons: 1
Source: RefSeq, a predicted model, not a curated record